Molecule: messenger RNA, 1644 nt
Organism: Triticum turgidum subsp. durum (durum wheat)
Lineage: Eukaryota; Viridiplantae; Streptophyta; Magnoliopsida; Poales; Poaceae
Source: the annotation of a GenBank genome assembly
AUGGCGAAGCCGAAGAAGUCCCGGAACUCCGCCCCAGAUCCAUCGGUCGCCGCCCAGCUCCCAUGGCGUCCCUCAGCGCCGCCGCUCGCCACUUUCCUCCUUAUCUCCUUCGCUGCCCUCCUUCUCCGCGCGCUUGUCUCCGUCGGACCCUACUCGGGUCAGGGCGCAGCACCCAAAUUCGGCGACUACGAGGCUCAGCGGCACUGGAUGGAGCUCACCCUCCACCUCCCCUCCUCCGACUGGUACCGCAACACCUCCGACAACGACCUCGCCUACUGGGGCCUCGACUACCCGCCCCUCUCCGCCUACCAGAGCCGGCUCCACGCCCACCUCAUCAACGCCUCCCUCCCCGACGCUGUCGCCCUCCGAUCCUCUCGCGGGUUCGAGUCCCAAGAAUCGAAGUUGCUUAUGCGGUGGACAGUACUCUCGUCUGAUCUCAUGGUGUUCUUCCCCGCGGCGUUAUGGUUCGUGUGGGCGUACAUGAAGGAUGGGGUUGGCGGUAGUGGGGAGAGGCGUGAGGGGUGGACGUGGCUGCUCGCCAUGGUUCUUCUCAACCCGUGUUUAGUAUUAAUCGACCACGGCCAUUUUCAGUAUAACUGCAUCAGUCUUGGGCUGACACUCGGAGCGAUUGCUGGUAUUCUGUCAAGGAACGAACUUGUUGCUGCUGCUCUCUUCAGUCUUGCAAUUAACCAUAAGCAGAUGAGCAUGUACUUUGCGCCAGCUUUUUUUGGGCAUCUUCUUGGAAAAUGCCUGAAGCGGAAGUAUCCAAUUGUUGAGAUCAUGAAACUUGGUUUUGUUGUACUGGGAACUUUUGCUCUUGUUUGGUGGCCUUAUUUGCAUUCUUAUGAGGCUGCCAUGCAGGUGAUCUCUCGAUUGGCUCCGUUUGAGAGAGGUAUAUAUGAGGAUUAUGUUGCAAAUUUCUGGUGUACCACCUCAGUUCUUAUCAAGUGGAAGCGAUUGUACGCAAUAAAAUCGCUGAAACUUAUGAGUCUUUCUGCUACCAUCCUGGCUUUCUUGCCUUCAUUUAUUCAGCAAGUCAAGUCACCAAGUAAUCUUGGCUUCCUCUAUUCUCUGUUGAACAGUUCGUUCUCUUUCUACCUAUUCUCGUACCAAGGUAUGUUCUACUGCUGGGUUGAUACUCUUUUUUUUGCAAGUAUAUGUGAUGUUUCUUUGAUCUUCAUGUUUCUUUGUUUUAUAAUUGCAGUGCAUGAGAAAUCAAUUUUGCUUCCUCUUUUACCCGCAAGCCUUUUAGCAUUACACGAACCUCACCUGCAUGGAUGGUUCACGUACUAUGCACUUUUUUCGAUGUACCCACUUAUCUGCCGUGAUCAGCUUCUUCUACAAUAUAUAGCUGUUCUUGGAUUAUUCGUUCUUAUUUACUACUCACCUGGUGGAAACUAUGGAAAGGGGAUGAAAAUUUCGUCUGGAACAAUGGCAGUUCUGAGCCUGCCAUUGUUAUGCUCGAUCUUACUUCACACCAUGUAUCUGCAAAUAGAGCCUCCAAAGAGGUAUCCCUUCCUCUUUGAUGCACUGAUAAUGUUCAUCUGCUUCUCACAGUUUAUUAUUUUGACCCUGUACACAAAUUAUAAGCAAUGGAUGUUGGACUUCCACCCUAGACAUGUAGGUAGCAAGAAGGACCUAUGA